Durio zibethinus is the source of this 4139-nucleotide messenger RNA. RefSeq lists its product as uncharacterized. Gene Ontology annotation, molecular function: protein binding; protein serine/threonine kinase activity; ATP binding. NCBI's taxonomy places the organism in Eukaryota, Viridiplantae, Streptophyta, Magnoliopsida, Malvales, Malvaceae. Gene Ontology annotation, biological process: protein phosphorylation. The record is from RefSeq and is a predicted model, not a curated record.
UACAGAGAAUUUUUAACAGAAGUACUACGGUUCCUCUAGGCUCUAGGGUUUCUCUUCCCUUUGAAUUCUUUCUACUGAAAACGCUAGGGGAGCGGUUGCUUCCAACUUUUUCCCUCUCCGCUCCCAUCUCUUCCAUUUCCGUUCGCUUUCUCUGCAAUUUCCCCACGCUUUGUCCUCCUUGCUAAACUGAUUUCUUUUUCAAAUCCCUCUUUCUUCUUUUCUCUUUCCGUUUACCCUCACUGAAGUUACGACUUUGCUUCCCCAAUCCCAAUGCAGCUCCCUGACUCCAGCGACAUUGAUAACAAGCCCCUGGAGAACCCGGACCAAGAACCCAACCUACAAAAAGGCGAAAGGGAUAGCGACCAAAAUAACAACACCGCCGCCGUUACCGGAGACAUUGACGGCGGGGGUGAUAACAAAAACGCUGGUGGUAAUGGUAGUACGGAUGAAGACUCGGUUCUUGAUGUUUCUGGGAAAAGCGUGGAGUUUUCGAUAUUAGGAGACUCAAGGGAUUCCGUUGAUGGGCUUUAUUUAUACAAGAACGUGUUCAAUUUGAUUCCUAAAUCGGUUGGGGCGUUUAGUCGGUUAAGGAAUUUGAAGUUUUUCGGAAACGAAAUUAAUUUGUUUCCAUCGGAGGUUGGGGGUUUGGCAGGGUUGGAGUGUUUACAGGUUAAGAUAUCGUCGCCGGGUUUUAAUGGGAUGGCUUUAAGCAAAUUAAAAGGUUUGAAAGAGCUGGAACUCAGUAGGGUUCCGCCUAGGCCUUCGAUUUUGACUCUGUUGAGUGAGAUUGCUGGGCUUAAGUGCUUGACCAAACUUUCUGUUUGUUAUUUUUCUAUCAGAUACCUUCCUCCAGAAAUUGGAUGCUUAAAGAAUUUGCAAUAUCUGGAUCUUUCAUUCAAUAAGAUAAAGAGUUUGCCUAUUGAAAUUAGUUAUUUGAAUGACUUGAUUUCAUUGAAAGUUGCCAAUAAUAAAUUGGUCGAACUACCUUCAGGCUUGUCCUCAUUACAAAGAUUGGAGAACUUUGACUUGUCGAAUAAUAGGUUGACGUCACUGGGGUCUCUUGAACUUAGCCUUAUGCGUAACCUUCAGACUUUGAAUCUUCGGUACAAUAAACUUUUGAGUUGUUCUCAAAUACCUUCUUGGGUAUAUUGCAAUUUGGAAGGAAAUGGCAAAGGUGCCUCCAGUGAUGAUUUAACCAGUUCUUCAGUUGAAAUGGAUGUAUAUGAAAGUAGUGCUCAGGAUAAUGAUGGAAGCGUUUCAUAUAAUGGCUCUUAUAAGACCUCAUCAGGCAUCUUAGCUGUGCCAUUGUCAAAUAGUAGAUGUUUUGCUGCUCGGAGAUCAAGUAAACGAUGGAAGAGGAGACAUUACUUGCAACAAAGAGCUCGACAAGAACGUCUAAACAACAGCAGGAAGUGGAAAGGGGAAGGACAUACUGAAGUGUUAAAAAUGAAGGCAGGUGGAGAAGUACCGGGCAAUAAUGAUGUCCUUACCUGUGGCACUUGUGCAGAAGCUGUAUCAGAACUUAUAGGCGAAGAUGAUGACAAAAUAUUACUUAUAUCAGAAGCCAAAGAUGAAAAAUUGAGUACUGUUAGACAUGGGAAUGAUACACUUACUUCAGAAAUCUAUGUAAAAAGAAUUACAUCAGUUGGUCACGAGUCAAUAAAAAAAGGUAGUGAAGCUCAAUGUUCUCAGCUUGAUGCAUCUUUAGUCCCGGUAAGAGGAGCUAUUGAGCAGGAUGAAGGCUCAUCUUCUGAAAUAUCCAUGUUUAAUUCUAAGUUAAAGAGGCAUUCUGAUAGGGAUCCUAAUAAUCCCAAACCAUGCAAGUCUCAAAAACCAACAGAUUAUUGCUCCAAUUUAUCACAAAAGUAUAGUACCACUUCAUUUUGUGGGACUGAAGACCGUCUACCAGAUGGCUUUUAUGAUGCCGGACGUGAUCGGCCUUUCAUGCCGUUGAAUAGCUAUGAGCAGAUUUUUCAUCUCGACUCACGUGAAGUAAUUCUUGUUGACAGGGAAAGAGAUGAAGAGUUAGAUGCAACUGCUCUCUCUGCUCAAGCUUUGGUAUUUCAUUUGAAGCACUUAGAUGGUUUAGCUAAAGAUAAAGAGCGGGUUCCUGUUGAUAACUUUCAGAUAGCAUCAUUGCUUGCCCUUUUUGUAUCGAAUCAUUUUGGAGGGAGUGAUAGAAGUGGUAUUGUAGAAAGGACUCGAAAAGCAGUAUCUGGUUCUAACUAUAAGAAGCCUUUCAUCUGCACUUGUUCAACUGGAAAUGGUGACAGUGCCAGUGCAUCUAACAAGACCUUGGAUACUGUAGAAGAUGUUGUAUUCUCUGAGCUUUGUGAGAGAUCUUUACGGUCAAUAAAGUCAAGGAGGAAUUCCAUCAUUGUUCCGAUAGGUACUCUUCAAUUUGGCGUGUGUAGACAUAGAGCACUGCUCAUGAAGUAUCUAUGUGAUCGGAUGGAACCACCAGUUCCUUGUGAGCUUGUCAGGGGCUACUUGGAUUUCAUGCCACAUGCCUGGAAUAUCGUUCCUAUAAAGAGGGGUGAUUCAUGGGUUCGCAUGGUGUUUGAUGCGUGUCACCCACUUGAUAUACGAGAAGAGAUGGAUCCUGAAUACUUUUGCCGAUACAUUCCCCUUAGUCGAGCAAAAGCUUGUCCUAAAACUGAAUGUAGUCCUGUCUUGAGUUCUUUCCCUUCUAUGACAUUAAGCGAUGAAAUUCAAAGAGUGGCUUCCAGUUCUCUCAUUCAAUGCAAAUUUGGAUCGAUGGAGGCUGCAGCAAAGGUGCGCACUCUAGAAGUAAAUGGUGCUUCAUUUGAUGAGGUGAAAAAUUUUGAGCACAGUUGCCUGGGGGAAGUAAGAAUACUGGGUGCUUUGAAACACCCAUGCAUAGUGGACAUGUAUGGACAUCAAAUAUCUUCAAAGUGGAUUCCUAUAGGAGAUGGAAAGUCAGAAUGUCGAAUUUUGCAGUCUGCAAUUUUGAUGGAGUACAUAAAAGGAGGAUCUUUGAAGGCUCAUAUUGAGAAACUAGCUAAAUCUGGUGAGAAGCAUGUCCCUUUGGAUUUUGCAUUGUGUAUUGCACGUGAUAUUGCAUCUGCAUUGGCAGAGUUGCACUCAAAGCACAUUAUUCAUCGUGACAUAAAAAGUGAAAACAUUCUAAUUGAUUUGGAUGGGAAGAGAGUUGAUGGGAGCCGUGUUGUGAAGCUCUGUGAUUUUGAUAGAGCUGUACCUCUUAGGUCUUUACUGCAUACAUGCUGUAUUGCUCAUUUAGGGAUACCUCCUCCUGAUGUUUGUGUUGGAACACCUCGCUGGAUGGCUCCUGAGGUUCUAAGUGCAAUGCAUAAGCGUAAUCGGUAUGGACUGGAAGUGGACAUUUGGUCUUUUGGAUGCCUUCUUUUUGAAUUACUGACUCUCAAAGUUCCUUAUUCUGGGUUAUUGGAGCUGCACAUUCAUGAACUUCUUCAGAUGGGAAGACGUCCAACGCUACCUGAAGAGUUGGAGAUAUUGGAAUCAUCGAGUGAAAGUGCAAUGACCCAAUCUGGAACAGAGCUUGAUGGAACAGAAGCUGAAGUAGAAACACUUAGAUUUCUUGUUGACGUGUUCCGUCGAUGUACGGAGAAAAAUCCCACUGAUCGCCCUACAGCUGAAGACCUUUAUGAUAUGUUGCUCAAACACACAAAUGAUUUCAGGAAUUCGGGGAACAACCAACCAACUUCAUGGAACUUUCAACAUUCAGGCAAGCACAUCAACUAGUCAUAGAAUCCUGAAGUUGUCACUUAAUUUUAUGCUGAUAUGUAGUCUAUGACAAUAUAGCAUUCUGAUUAAUCCUAUUCAAAUUCCCUUUAAAAAAAAAAUCCUGAAAUUGUAGUCCACUGUCUCUGUUGUUGCCUUAACGCACAGGAGUUAUUGAAAUUCUCGAAAGGCCUUUGAGAAAAGAAGCAAAUAUGACUUUUUUAACUUUAGACAUUUUUUCUUCGAAUAGGUGGAGUAAAUAUGAUUAUUCUAUACCCAAAAGAAUCCUAAAACUGAUGCUCCUCAACUUGGGCUUGUUAGGUGUUGCAAUCAUUUAACCCUUCCCUUCUCUACCGAAAGAAAAAAGUUGUCCAUCUUUUCUUUCCAAUAAUCAUAAUAAAGCAUAUAUAAAAGAG